Molecule: messenger RNA, 1626 nt
Organism: Emiliania huxleyi CCMP1516
Lineage: Eukaryota; Haptophyta; Isochrysidales; Noelaerhabdaceae
Exons: 1
Coding region: 1-1533 (510 amino acids)
Cellular component (GO): extrinsic component of mitochondrial inner membrane
Source: RefSeq, a predicted model, not a curated record
AUGCCCGCGACGGCCUGCGAGGUCCCGCUGGAACUCGCCACCCACCUCGGUGGCGUGGAUGCGCUCGAGUUCGGCCCUCGAGGCGCGCCACUCGUCGUCGCGCUGCAGGGCAAGAGCGCAAAUCCCGACGUGAUCGCCGAGUGGGUUCCGGCGGCGCGACUCCUCGCGGGCGCCGGUUGGCGCGUCGUUGUCCCGAACCUGCACUCGAACGAGCUCACCAAGCCAGGCGCGGUGGCCAGCAAAGACGCGACGCAGGUCGUGCGUGACAUCAUCCGGUCCGAGCACAACUGCGGCGCGUCGUGCGCCGUCGUCAUGGGGAAGAGCUGGGGCGGCGGCGAGGCUGUCGCAUUUGCGGCGGCGCACCGGGCGAUGGUCGUUGCCCUCGUGCUGGUUGCGCCGUCGCUCUCGGACGUGUCGCUGCUGCAGCAGGUGCGGGAGAUACCGAUCUGUCUCUUCUGGGCCCGCGAUGACGCGGUCAAGCCCUUCGCCCUGUCCGAGCACUACACCAGCAGCCUUGCGCCAGCCUGCACGCUGCACGCCUCCGACCUCGGAGGGCACCGCGUGCUGCCGGAGUACCUUCCCUCCAUCGCCGCCUGGCUCAGCGAGAGACGGGCGGAGGCGUUGCAUGCGGCGGAGGCGGGGCAUGCGCCCGAGGCAGCAGCAGAGGCAACGCCCGCGCAGGCGCAAGUGCAGGGCGAGGGGCUCGCAAGGCGCUCCGCGGACCACCGUCACUCCGCCGACCUCACCCGCCCUCGGACUCUCCUCGCGGCGAUCGAGCGCCUCGAUCUACUGCACGACUCGGCGGCCGCCGCUGAGGCGGGCGGCGUGCUCCGCUGCUUGAUCCUCGGGGCGGACGCUCGCGAAGGGGCGUCUCUGGAGGCUGCCUGCGGCGUCUUCUCGCCCGCGUGUCUGCUGCUUGCCGGCUCCCCCUGGACAGAGCUGCGACUCACGCUCUGCGGCCCAAACUGCGCCGCGGCGAGGGGCGCACGCCUCACCGCGGCGGCGGAGGCGGCCGCGAGAGCAGCAGCGGCGAGGCCUCUCGGCGGCGGCGAGGGUGGUUGCGAGGGUGGCGGCGAGGGUGGCGGCGAGGGUGGCUGCGGCGGGGAGGGCGCCGGCGAUCGCGGCGGCGGGGAGGGUGGAGGUGAGGGCUGGGAGGGUGCCGUGCGGCUGAACGUGCGAUUCAGCUGCAAGUUGUACCACGAGCUCACCGCGGACGAGCUGGGUGCCCCUCCGCACGUCGCCGUGGCCUUCCAGGCGGGCGUGUGGGGGUACGACACGUGGGCGCCGACGGUCGGCAGCGUCCUGAGGUCCGGCUGCGCUCUGGUGGUGACCUCGUACACUAUCCUCGAGGCGGAGGACGACGAGGAGGCGCUCGCGGCGAUCGGGGGCAUGCGGUGGGCGUGGCGGCCGGAGCCCAACCCGUGGCGUUCGGCCGUGACCGAGAGCCGGCUCAACAGCCGAGGCGACGCGAGGGACCUCGCCGAGAAUGCCGCCUGGCAGUGCGUCCUCGGGACCUCGCGUUGUGACGUGUGAGCUGGACAGAGAGCAGAGUAGGGACGCCCGCGCGGCGAGAGCGCACGUCGUACCAGCCCCCCCGGCUUACUGCCAGCCUCCUACUGCCAGCCU